This is a messenger RNA of Anopheles moucheti, 3396 nucleotides long. RefSeq names its product inositol-pentakisphosphate 2-kinase (gene Ipk1). Gene Ontology annotation, biological process: inositol phosphate biosynthetic process. Gene Ontology annotation, molecular function: ATP binding; inositol-1,3,4,5,6-pentakisphosphate 2-kinase activity. Gene Ontology annotation, cellular component: nucleus. The transcript is spliced from 12 exons. The coding region runs from base 847 to 2568 and encodes 573 amino acids. The record is from RefSeq and is a predicted model, not a curated record. Lineage: Eukaryota; Metazoa; Arthropoda; Insecta; Diptera; Culicidae.
AGAUAUUCAUACAUCGUGAACCGUUUCCAGCACAACCCGUGAGCCGUGAGGCAACCGAAAGCUCUCUUUCUCUCAUUCCCGGUCUAUGCUUGCUCUCUUGCUGCGGCUGGCUGACACGCAAACCAACCCAAAAGAUUCCAAUUCCGUGCCGGGUGGAUGGAUCGCGCGGAGCGAAACGAAAGAAAAGCCGUUCUAUAAUUUCACAUCAGUUUCGGUGAGGUUAAAAACGUAAGAACCUCACCGUAGUCCGUUGUGCCGUUGGAUGGUACGAAGAAUAAAUAAAAUCACCCGAAACGGCCUGGAAGCGAGACCGCGGGUUUGGUGUGCGGGCCUCGGCGUCCGUCCGCUCCGGAGAGGCAUAAACUUCGAACACGAGCAGGCGAAAAACCGGCAUAAAUUGCGUCGUUAGGAGCUAACGUGAACUUCAAAGUUAUUACGCAGCGUGCACAUUUACAGAUAUCGCGACAGCAGCUAGUUGUCUCUCCGUUUGGGGUGUGGAGUCCGCUACAAUACGGCCGACCGACUAGGGGUCGUGCACUUCCAUCGAUUGGUGUGAAUAAAACAUGAAUCUCGUCAGUGACAUCGGUGCGUCGUUCGAUACGGUUGGUACCGCCGCACAAUCCACGUUCGAUCAUUACUUCCUGAGCUGAUGGAGGAGGUCUGCUGAAAGGGAGCGAAACCAGCCAACGCGGACAUUAGCUGGUGCCAAGCCGGUCUAGGCCAACAAUAGCUAGGAGUGAGACAGUUCGGACAGGAUAGUUCCGUCGGUGGAUAGGAAGCACCUGGUGGUACUACAGAUCAUCUCCUCCUCGCUCUCUGGCUGUGGCUCUCCGAUCACAACAAAUCAUGGGUAAAAUAAAUGCUAGCCAUAGCAGCUAUUGUUACGAUAGCAUGCUGAAGCGGUCCGACGACAAGUAUCUACGGAGCUGCAGCAAAGUCGAGCCGAUCGAGUACGAUGACGAUGACGAUGAUGACGACGAGGACGACAGGGCACCGGAUCAUGUUGCGUGGCGGGCAGAAAAACUUGACGACCAGCGCAACAACACCACGUCCGGUUCGUCGGAUGACGAGCAGGAAGCACGCACCAUCCGCCGCUAUGUGCCGGAAGUUCUGGAGCGAAUCGACGAGAAUCGGUUGGUUUAUCGGGCGGAAGGUAACGCCAACAUUGUGCUCUCCCUGUCGGACAACAAGCAUGUGCUGCGGAUGCGCAAAUCGAAUGUCGAAACGCGUCCGGGUAAAGGUGACUCUAACGUUGAUCUGCGACGGUUCGUCAAAUAUUCGAAGGUCAUCGCGAAUCAGUUUUCCGAAUGCUACGUGCCAGCACCGAAGCUGGCCCAUCUGAAUACCUGCAACCUGCAGGUGUUUAAUGAGCGGCUGCGAUAUUUACGUCCCGCCAUGAGGCUCGGCAAGGAAAUACGUGAGCUUGAUGGCAUACUCUACCCGGACGUGGCAUUCCUGCCGAAGUGGCUGUAUCCAGCGCGAGUGCGGGACAUCAGUCAGGACCCUAAAAUCUCUUCCAAUCCACCAACCCACUACCAGACGUACUGCGUCGAAAUCAAACCGAAGCAAGGCUGGCUGGCGUACGAAUUCUGUGAUAAUAUUCCCCUUCCGGAGUUGACCAACGGUGGGGACCUUCGGAAGUGCCGUUAUUGUUUGCAUCAAUAUUUAAAGCUCCAAAAGAAAUCGAUAGCCAAAAUUAGUAAAUACUGUCCCUUGGAUCUCUACUCUGGCAAACCCGUUCGUGUUCUUCAAGCAGUGAAAGGCCUUAUCGGUGCACCGCAGAAUAAUUUUAAAAUACUGAAAAAUGGCAAGGUCGUGUACGAUGACAAGCGUGAAAAGUCGAUGUACAAUCGGAUACUGCGUGAAAUGUUCCCUCGCGAUGGUCGCACAAAGGACGAGAGAAGCACAAUCUUCAUAAAUCUUAUUAAGGAAAUUUUGCUGAAAGAUUUUACUACAAACGAUGAACAUUGCGAUCGGAAGCUGUUGAACAUAAAAAAGGAUCGAAAGAAGAAGGAUAAAAAUCAGCUUCACGAACGUUCUUGCAAUCCUGUCAAUCAACAGUUUCUCCCGAAAAGUUGCGCCUUACGACAGAUCCUAGACGUUCAGCUGUUGGUAAAGUCAAGCAUUUCCACGAUCGAUCCAUCAAUAUUGGCCAAAUCACGUACAGACUCAUUUAGCUAUAUCGACGAUAUGUAUGAAAAGUAUAUGAGCUGCAAGGAUUACGAUGUCGUGUACGUUGAUGAUGGUCGCACCAGUACCACCUGGGCAAAGGAACCGUUCAGUACCGAAUACCUGUCUGAGGAGGAGAAAUAUCAACUCGGUGCCACGGCCCUGGACUGUUCGAUAAUGAUCACGUUCCGCCGGCUGUCUGGUGAUCGUGCAGAGGAGAACAGCUUGAACGAAGCAGCGCGCAAUCACAUCGUCUCCAUUGAGGGUAUGAAGUUUCUCGUAAACGUUACGAUCACCGAUCUUGACCCAAAGUCGCACAAACAUUACGCCAAGUACGUGGAACAGCUUGCAGCGUCUGCGGUUGCAUAUCGCGAGUUUAUGAGCAAAAUGCGCCGUUAGUCCAGCAUACCCAGCGUUCGUUUCCUGUUUGUGUGUCUUACAUCACAUUACAUUAUAAGUCCAUCCAACCGUUGUGGCUCUAAGACUAUAUAUACAUCACGCCUAAGCAAACCCGAUUCUAAAUCGCAUGAAAAAACAAGCACACACAGACCGGCGCCAACCUCACUACGAAAAGCAAUAUUAUAUUUGCCCCUAACCUGCAUAGUAAUAGGGUUCUGUUGUCGGUUUAAAAUCGAAACGAAUGAAAACUCUUUGCCCGAAGAAUGCUCUUUACAACACUGUGUGGCAGAUAGAUAAGCGUAUGCGUAAUGGUCGAAGUAGAUAAGUAAUUAACGAAUGAGAAUGAUCGCAAGGAAUGAUAUCUGAGUGAGUUGUCAUUAGAAGCAAAGUGAAAGGUGAACAAAUUAUAUAGAAUACAUAAAGAAGGAAUGGUUUAUGGAAGGUUAUCUAGAGUUGAUGAAGAAUAAUGUACUAUUAAACUACUUAUUUAAACCUGCAAGACGUAACGAAGGUAAUAAGGUCGAACAUGACUGGAAAAAAUGGAGAAGAAUAUACAGAUUUACUAAUCUAAUCAGCAUACAAACUAACUAAUAGCAUACAAAAUGCAAACAGGGUGACAGAGGACUGAAGAAAAAAAAACAAAACUACAUUAAUACACACUUUAACUUUGCGUUCAACGUACACGCACGAACAACAUUCAGUCACGAGACGGGCGAAAAAUAGUUGUUUAACAUGUUCUAUUUAUUGUAAAGAUUAUUUAUUAUGACGUGUUCAUAGAUUUUAACGGAAAAAAGCACCUAGCCGAGGGCUUUCGGUAACACCAAGUAA